This is a messenger RNA of Emiliania huxleyi CCMP1516, 399 nucleotides long. RefSeq lists its product as hypothetical. Lineage: Eukaryota; Haptophyta; Isochrysidales; Noelaerhabdaceae. Bases 1 to 399 code for a protein of 132 amino acids. The transcript has 6 exons. The record is from RefSeq and is a predicted model, not a curated record.
AUGGAGGUCACCGAAUGGAGGGCGAACGGCACGAUGCGAAAAGGCAGGGCGAGGCGGAUGGAGAAAGAAACCGCGAGCAGACAGCGCCUGCUGGCCAUUUCGAGACAUUCGCCAAGAACGCUAGCUACAUGGGAGGGCUUCGUGAAGGAUGGAUUGAAAAACAUUCGAACAAAGAAGAGGCGACGGGAGGAACCGGCGGAGGAUGCAUUCCAUUUCACUGUGGCACAGCUCGCGUUACAAAACCUUGAUUUUGACCAUUGCGCGAAAAAGGUGGCGCUGUGUGCCGCCGUCUACUCGGCGGGGUCGCAGCUGCCUCUGCGCGUCCUGGGCAGCCUGGGAACGGUGGCGGUCAGAGGCAAAGCCUGCGAGGGGUGGUGGAACCACAUUAUCAUCGGCUAG